This is a messenger RNA of Trichobilharzia regenti, 2688 nucleotides long. The record is from the annotation of a GenBank genome assembly. Lineage: Eukaryota; Metazoa; Platyhelminthes; Trematoda; Strigeidida; Schistosomatidae.
ACACUUAUUCUCUUACUAACUAGGCUAAGCUAUUUAGCUAACUAUCUACCCACCUAUCUAUCUUUCUACAUAGCUAACUAGCUAGCUAGCUAUCUGUCUAUCUACUAGUUAGAGGUAACUAGCAUUUUUGCCUUCUUUCAUCCACUUUUUACGACUAUUCUCAUUUUUCAACUAGUAAUCAACUAGACGGAUUAAGCGUUGACGCCUUGUGGUGUAUUCUUUGACUGAUAUAUACAGCCGAGUUUUUUUUUGAAAUAAUUAUUUGGAGGCUAACCCACAAGAAAAAAAUAAUCCCGUCUCUAGACAAUCACAAGCGGAGGAGAAUGUCACAAUUCCAGCCUAUUUCACUCGGUCAAACAGUACAGAUACCAUCUCAACAACAACAACAACAACAGCAACAAAUUCUACAACAACAAAAUCAAUGUCAACAGUAUCAACUGGAACCGUGUGAUAUUAAACCACAAUUCUCGUUAAUACCGAAUAUAUCACCGAAUUUAACUAACAACAACAACAACAACAGCGGUAAUAACAUGAAUAUAUCUCAGAGUGGUAUAGGUAACUUUGGUGCCUUAAUGACAACAUUAGAUACUGUAGUCAGUGGAAUGAAUAACAAUAGUAAUAAUAAUAAUAACAAUAAUACAGGCGGUGGACAAGCAGGACAAUUUGCUACACCGAUGAAUCACACAGAUGUCGCCUCACUUCUAAUGAAUCCAAGUAAACGCGCUGAAACAUUUGUCAUUGAUGAAGUCAAAGUUAUGUUGAAAGAGAUAGAGGCAAGAAAGCAUAUCCUGUUGUCAUUAUCACCGUCAACAAAUCGUUUAAAACGUCGUGCAUGGGAAGAUGUAGCUAUGUCUAUGGCAGUUCGAUGGCCUCAUUCACCGAGAAGAACCGCCGAUCAAGUAAAGAAAAAAUGGGAAAAUCUUGUCUCUAAAACAAAACGUAAAGUCCGCGCUGGUCAUAUCACACCGGAACUGGAUUGGAAUGAAACAAAUGCCGCCGUUAUGCAAUUUCUUACACAACAUAGUCCACCUGUCCGUCUAAGAUAUUUAUCAUCAACUGGCCCGUCUUUGCUUAGUCUUGGAGAUCUACAAGCAUCAUCCGCUUCGGUGUCGGCAUCAGCGUCUUCUGUUUUGACAACAUCAGGUGGUGCUACAGCUAUGAAUGGUGCCUUUAAUCAAACUAAUUCACAUAUUUAUGGAUUGUCAAAUACCUCAUUCUCAGAUCCAUAUAGUAAUAAUAAUAAUGAUAGUUCUAUUUUCUCCAAUAGUCACCAUUCAUCGAUGAUGCUGUCUUCUGAAAAAUCGGCUAUUCUUAAUUCCUGUCUACGACAAGAAAAUAAAAAUAACAAUAAUAAUAAUAGUAGUAAUAACAAUACUACUAAUGCUAAUGCUGGCAGUAGUAAUAAUAGUACCACCAAUGGGCAACAUUCUUUUAUCAGUCAUGAAACAAAUGAUUUAAAUUCAUUCAACAAUGUUGGAUCAUCAGGAGCCGGUGGAAGUGGUGAUAAACAACAUUUAAAUACGUCGACAGAAGAUAAAGAUGUUGACAUGACAACAGGAAAUAAUAAUAACAACAGUAAUACUAAUAAUAUUAAUAAUAGCAGUCAAAAUCAUGGAGAUUCAUCAGAAGUAGUUGGUAAUAUCGCUGGAUCAGUACAUGAAUCAUUUCUCUCCUCAUUUUCACCAUUCAAUCAAUCAUUUCUUAAUUUUGGUCUACCUCCAUCAAAUCAUCAUGAUUCCCUCUAUACAACAUUUAAUCAUGACAUUCAAAAAGAAUUAUAUUCACAAUUGAAACAAGAACAUGAAUUACGCAUGGAUAUAUUACGUUUACAAAAACAAACUUGGGUAUUACAAAUGAAUUUAUUUAAAAAAAUGAAAGUUGAACAAAUCUCCAGUCUGUUUUCAUCACCACACCUUUCUUUGCCUACAACAACGGCGACAGCAGUAACUUUUACUCCUCCUAGCAAUGCUACUACUAAUAGUGUUGUCAGUAGUAACAACAACAACAGCACUGCCUGUAGUAUUACUCCUGUCGCUGGUAGUAAUACUUCUGUCUCUGCUACACUAUCGUCUUCAUUAACUGUACCAUCAUCAUCGUCAAAUGAAGUCAAUCAUUCGUUGAUGAAUACUUCAACAAAUCCAUCAACGACUUCUGCUGUCACUGCUAGUCUGACAACUACUCCUACCGCUACUCCUACUACUAACGCUACUACCGCCGCUGCUUCAAUUACCAAGCCUAAUUCAUCGAUUCAACAAUUAACUGUCAAUCAUCAGAGUGAGUCGAAUUCUACUCCAGAGACUCGGCCGUUAUCACCAAUGUUUCCAGGGGUUGCGAACAGUCAUCCUCCUCCUCCUCCUCCUCCUCAUCAUCAUCAUCAGAAUGUUGUAUUGACAAAUGUUGAGAAAAUGGAGGGUUAAUCGAUAGAGUACAUCCCAAUUAUAUAUAUACAUGUUUGUGUGUGUGUGGGGGGGUGCGUGCGUGCGUGCAUCGAGGAUGGUAUAAUCUGAUCACAAUGUGUGAAUGUGACACACACUCACACCCAUCUAACAAGCAAACACUGACAUGAAUUGUGUUAUGUGUGUGGUUUUGCCGAUAAUUUUGUUAAUACAUUGAAGGAAGAUCUGUUGUACAAUACAGUAUUUAUUAUUAUUAUUAUUACUAUAUUUAAUAAACAAUUUAUAAAAACCA